Linum tenue is the source of this 1783-nucleotide messenger RNA. The record is from the annotation of a GenBank genome assembly. Lineage: Eukaryota; Viridiplantae; Streptophyta; Magnoliopsida; Malpighiales; Linaceae.
UAACGUUUCGGAAACUGGUCCGGAACCGGGCGGGCGGAGUGGCGAUAGAAUUUGCCGUUUAAUCCUACUUUGGAGACCAGAGUAGAAUGUGACUGAAAAAAUGGCUUCCUCCGUUCCCUUUCAUCAUCUCGCAUGCUGCUUUUCAGUAUCCCAGCAGGAGAAGGAAUGCUUCCAGCAGCAACUAUGGCGGACAACAAGAGCCAGAUACUCUAGCUCUAGAAUUCGAGCCACCCAGCAAGCCGUUAAGGCCUCUUCAGUCGAAGUACCUGCCUUUCCUCUCUUUCAACCUUCCCAGCUCGAAGAAGCAGCCUCCGAGCAGUUGGAACCAGCAGACCCUGACUUCUACAAAAUCGGUUAUGUCCGGAGCAUGCGUGCUUAUGGAAUUGAAUUCAAAGAAGGGCCUGAUGGUUUUGGAGUUUAUGCUUCCAAAGAUGUGCAACCCCUUCGUCGACCCAGGAUGAUCAUGGAAAUCCCUCUAGAGCUGAUGCUCACAGUUAGCAAGAAGCACCCCUGGAUGUUCUUCCCUGAUAUAAUACCGGUUGGUCAUCCAAUAUUCGAUAUUAUUAACUCAACCAAUCCAGAGACAGAUUGGGACCUGAGGCUGGCGUGUCUGCUUUUGUAUUCGUUUGAUUGUAAAGAUAACUUCUGGCAGCUUUACGGCGACUUCUUACCUAGUAAAGAAGAGUGCACCAAUUUACUUCUUGCUACUGAGGAUGAUCUUUUGGAGCUGCAGGACGAGGAUCUUGCAUCAGCUAUGAGAAAACAGCAAUCUCGAGCUUUUGAAUUUUGGGAAAAGAACUGGCAUAGUGGCGUUCCACUCAAGAUAAAGCGUCUUGCCCGUGAACCCGAGAGAUUCUUUUGGGCACUUGGCAUAGCCCAAUCACGAUGCAUUAACAUUCAAAUGAGGGUUGGCGCUCUAGUUCAAGAUGCAAAUAUGCUUGUACCUUAUGCUGAUAUGUUAAACCAUUCACCAGAGCCCAACUGCUUCUUCCAUUGGCGAUUCAAAGAUCGAAUGCUGGAAGUGAUGAUAAAUGCAGGGCAAGAAAUCAGAAAAGGAGAGGAGAUGACUGUUAACUACAUGCCACAGCAGAAGAAUAACAUGUUCAUGGAAAGAUACGGCUUCUCAUCACCGGUGAAUCCUUGGGAUGAGAUUCAGUUCUCUGGCAAUGCUCGAAUUCAUUUGGAUUCCUUUUUGUCCAUCUUCAACAUAUCAGGGCUUGCUGAUGAAUACUAUCACAACGAUGAGCUAUCUGGAAGUGAGGGGAGUUUCGUGGAUGGAGCAGUCUUAGCAGCAGCAAGAACACUGCCCACUUGGUCAGACGGAGAUCUGCCCCCCGUUCCCAGCUCAGAAAGGAGAGCUUUCAAGGAAUUGCAAGAAGAAUGCCGUCAGAUGCUUGCUAAAUACCCCACUACAUCCGAGCAAGAUCAGAAGAUGCUAGAUUCAAUGUCAGAACCCAGGAGAACGCUCGAAGCCGCAAUCAAGUAUCGACUGCACCGGAAACUGUUCAUCAAGAAGGUCAUCCAGGCUCUUGACAUGUAUCAGGAUCGCUUGUUAUUUUAGUUUAGAUGGAUUGGAUCCAGUUUUGACUUGCAUAAAACUUUUGGUACGUUUGUGUAGAAAUAUUUGACCUCUGCUCUCCCCGAUUCCAGAGUAGAGCCACCAAGUUGUAUCUGAUCAAGGGUUUAACCGAUUCAAUCAGAAGAACCACAAUUUGCUUGGUUCUUGCUUUUGUUUAUCAAAUGCAAUGCAGUCAAAAUCGCGCUUUAAAACUUUAAAACUUAC